Molecule: messenger RNA, 1692 nt
Organism: Penicillium soppii
Lineage: Eukaryota; Fungi; Ascomycota; Eurotiomycetes; Eurotiales; Aspergillaceae
Exons: 7
Coding region: 1-1692 (563 amino acids)
Biological process (GO): amino acid transmembrane transport
Cellular component (GO): membrane
Molecular function (GO): amino acid transmembrane transporter activity
Source: RefSeq, a predicted model, not a curated record
AUGAACGAACCUCCGAUGGAAAUUUCGAAACACGAUGCAGAUCUUAAAAGAUGUGACGCAAACGAUAUUGAGCGAACAGCUACUGCAGGAACUGAAAAAAAUGGCAGCAUUACCAUUCUCUCAGUGGGCGAUGAUGCUGGAUACCAUCGUUCCUUGACGAGGCGCCAAAUUAUGAUGAUGACCUUUGGAGCGGGUAUUGGGACAGGACUUUGGGUAGGUACUGGACAAGCCCUACAUUAUGCGGGUCCUGCUGGCACGGCCAUCACCUAUACCAUCACUGCCAUGAUUGUGUAUGCUCAGUAUUCAUCAAUCGGCGAGAUGACUACAUACAAGCCUAUCCAUGGUGGAUUUAUACGACAGUGCGCCGAAUACGUCGACCCAGCAUUCGGCUUUGCAAUUGGUGUCAACUUUUGGUUUGCGUGGGUAAUGAUUAUUCCAGCAGAGAUAACAGCAGCUAUAUCCGUCCUCAAGUACUGGCCAGAAACCGACGUGAUACCACUGGCAGCAUACAUCACUAUGUUCCUUGUUGUCAUAGCUUUCGCGAACAUGUUCCACGUUCGAGUCUAUGGCUAUAUCGAGUAUUAUAUGUCGUUCGUCAAGUGUCUUGCCGUGGUGUUGAUGAUUUUCUUCAUGUUCAUCAUGACUUCCGGAGGGAUCCCUGCAACAAACGGCCCUAUCGAGUUCACAUACUGGAAGAAUCCCGGAGCCUUUAACAACGGAAUCAAAGGCAUCGCAAAGGCAUUCGUGCAAGCGGCCUUCAGUUUCGGUGGUGGUGAACAUAUUGCUGUGAUCGCCGGUGAGGCCAAAGAUCCCCGACAGACUAUCAAAAAGACAGUCCGACCAAUCUUCUGGAGAAUGUUCACAUUCUUCGUGGUUAACAUCUGGCUGGUUGGAAUGUGCGUACCAUCCAACGAUACAGAUCUUGUGAAUGCAAGCGGAACUAUGGGAAGUCCCUUCGUCAUCGCCAUUAAGCGAGCAGAUGUAUACGGUCUCGCUCAUGCGAUCAACGGUUUUAUCUUUCUUAGCGUGAUUAGUUGUGGGAUCACCAGUGCCUAUAUCGCCAGUCGAAGUCUCACAGCGCUAUCAGAUCUGCAGAUUAUCCAUCCAUUUUUCGGAAAGAAAGACUCGCAAGGUCGUCCUUGGGUGUCGCUGGUUAUUAGUUUGGGGCUCGGUGGUGGGCUUUGCUACCUAAACACCAACAGUGUAGGCACGUUGGUCUACGGUUGGUUUUCCGCGUUGGUGGCUAUCGCGACACUUUUCCAAUGGGCCUCAAUUUAUAUCGCUCAUCUUCGCUUCCGGCAAGGUCUCCGAGCACAAGGCAAAGAUCUUAGCACGCUUCCUUUCAAAGGCCUUCUUACUCCAUGGGUCCAAUACUUCGGGCUUCUUAUCGUACUGUUUGUCUUCGGUUGUGAAUUUUACUUGGCUUGUUGGCCUUUCGGAGAGAAGGGCUCGGUGAAGAGCUUCUUUUCUUCAUACUUGGCCGCUCCUCUGUUCUUCUUUGAUUACUUUGUAUAUAAGUGGUAUUACAAAACCAAAAUUGUCAACCCGAUUGACAUGGAUUUUGGCCCUGCGAGAGCCUUCGAUGAGCAGGAUCUUGUGAACGCCAUUGCUACCGAGAGCUCGGAUCAGAAACCAGAGAAAAACGAAGCAAAGACAUGGAUCAAACGUAUUCAGUACAUGGUGCUUGGAUAA